CGCCCUCUUCUCUCUCUUCUCUCUCGUUUUGAGAGAAGGUAGCCAAACCCUAAAUCGCUCCUCCAAAUCUCUCAAAUUCAUCUACCCACUUAUCAUCACUCUCCCACCAAAUUACUCAUAGCAUACCUAAAAACGGAAUCCUAAGACUUUUGAAUCCUAGAAUUUGAAUUUCUUGAAAUUCUGAGAUCAUCAAGAAAUGGCUACAACUAGUGCUGUUUACAUUCAUGUAAUCGAAGAUGUUAUUAGUAAGGUUCGAGAUGAUUUCAUUCAAGCUGGUGCUGACGAAUCUAAUCUAACUCAACUUCAAGCGUUGUGGGAGAUGAAAAUGGUGCACUGUGGUGCGGUAUGUCCGACACAAAGGGAUUCUAUCCCUAAGCAGACCGUAGCUGGUGGUGGACCUCUUACUCACGAUUUGAAUGUACCAUAUGAAGGUACAGAAGAGUACGAAACGCCUACUACUGACUUGCUAUUUCCACCGACACCAUUGCAGACACCCUUACCUCAAACACCCUUGCCUCAAACACCUUUUCCUCAAACACCAUUAGCAGGGACGGUAGACAAUUCGAUGUAUCAAAAUGUUGCCACACCGAGUGAGCUUUCUGGUCUUGCUUCUGGUGCAGCAACUGAUUUGAAACCUGGAAGGCCUAGUCCAUACAUGCAACCUCCUUCCCCUUGGAUAAGCCAAAGACCUCUUGGUGUUGAUGUUAAUAUUGCUUAUGAGGAAGGGCGUAAUGAGGUUGACAGAUCAACUCCUAAUCAAAAUCAGAUACAGGAUUUCUUUGUGGCGUCUUCCGGCAAACGUAAAGGAGACGAGUUGCCGAAUCAAUUUCCCAAAAGGGGGUCCCUGCCACAGCAAGAUGGGCCUGGAGAUGCCACAUUUGAGGUAAGCUUUGGAAGCAGUUCAUUCAGCAGACAUAGUUUGGGUUCUUCAAUACUAGAUAAGGUGCUGGCAAAAGUCAUGGGGACUUCUCCUGGGAUUCCUCAGCAGGAUGGGCCAGCUGCUGAUAAUUAUGACAAUCUCUACCCCUAUCAGGGUGUUGCCACUGAAGACUAUAAUGCAGUGACUCCAGCUGGCCAUGAUGUACAAGCAGGUACCCCCAUUGUGGCUGGAAAAGAUGAUGAAGGGGAUGAUGACGACGACGAACCACCAUUGAAUGAGAAUGACGACGAUGAUGAUUUGGACGGUAUUGAUGAAGAAGGGGAAGAUCAAAACACGGCACAUUUGGUCUUAGCCCAGUUUGACAAGGUGACACGUACCAAAAGCCGAUGGAAGUGCCAGCUCAAGGAUGGAAUUAUGCACAUUAACAACAAGGAUAUACUCUUCACAAAGGCAAACGGAGAGUUUGAUUUUUAAAUUUUGGUUGCCUCGUGAAUUGAUUCAAACUACCUUCAUCACAUAAAACUGGGGUUUUUGUUGAAAGAUCAAUUUUAGGGAGGACUUGUGGAUGUUCUUUCUGUUUCUUUUCGCGGAAAACAUGCUUAGUGGAUAAUCUCAUGAUGGAUAUAUUUCUAAAUUGGUGGUUUGGUUGGAUGAGUAGAUGAAUGGUUGUACAUAACAAGAGAGUAACCUUUCCCGGCCACACACAUGGGGACCAACUGAUCCUGUUUUCCCUUCAAAUCUAUAAUUUUUUCGGAUAUUUUUAAGACUUGUUUUUGAUGAGUUUCAAGUCUCAAUUUGCUUGUUAAGGAAAAUUACUUUUGCAUUAUUAGAGGAGUUCAUUGUACAUGCGAAGUUCGAUAAAAUAGAUCACUUGAGUACAACUUAUUAGUGUGUUA
Messenger RNA from Papaver somniferum (opium poppy), 1776 nucleotides. Its product is annotated as transcription initiation factor IIA large subunit-like. The coding region runs from base 197 to 1354 and encodes 385 amino acids. Gene Ontology annotation, biological process: transcription by RNA polymerase II; transcription initiation at RNA polymerase II promoter. The transcript has 11 exons. Gene Ontology annotation, cellular component: transcription factor TFIIA complex. NCBI's taxonomy places the organism in Eukaryota, Viridiplantae, Streptophyta, Magnoliopsida, Ranunculales, Papaveraceae. The record is from RefSeq and is a predicted model, not a curated record.